This is a messenger RNA of Rhinolophus ferrumequinum (greater horseshoe bat), 4464 nucleotides long. It is a transcript of the gene SWT1, whose product is annotated as SWT1 RNA endoribonuclease homolog. The transcript is spliced from 19 exons. The record is from RefSeq and is a predicted model, not a curated record. Lineage: Eukaryota; Metazoa; Chordata; Mammalia; Chiroptera; Rhinolophidae. Bases 228 to 2951 code for a protein of 907 amino acids. Gene Ontology annotation, cellular component: nucleus.
CAAGACUACAAUACCCAGGGUGCACAGCGUCGCCGGGGGGCGGAGCCUAGUUCCAGGCCUUUGGAAAAAGUAAACGCAAAGCAAAACAAACGCUCCGAAGCGUUCGAGUGGUAGUCUGGAUCCGAGUGCAAAACUACAUUUCCCAGCGGGCUCGGGGUUCAGGGGUCCCAUUCCCUUGGCCGGGCCUCUGGAGUCGCCACCGUCGCGGGGCUGUUAAGCUUUUCAAAAUGUCCAACAAAGAAUCUUGUGGAGAAAGAGAGACGUCUCAGAGAAAAGGCACCACCUCAUUACCCAACUUUGAUGAAGAAGAUAAGAAAGAGGAAAAAGCCUCAACAAGUUCUACUAGUUCCGCUUGUUCUAUAAGACCCGUUUCAUCAAAGAAGAGGAAACUGAAAUCAGAUGAUACAGACAUUCUGUACUGUAAUAUAAAAAGAACACAAGAACUGAAAAGACUGAAUGCAGACACUGAGACUCCAAGAAAGAGACCAAAAAUCAAUUCUUCAUCUCAAGGACCUGUUAAUCUCCAAGAAGCAUCAUAUUCUAAUGAUAAUCAAAUCAUUCCACAGAGUCCUUCUUCAAGUGGAACUAAAAAAGACAUAAGUAAAUGUAUAGAUUUUAAAGAUAUUAAAUUGACAAAUGUUGGGCGUACACUUGACCAUGGAAUUAAGAACCUUAGUAGUCCUAAGACUCCCAAAGAUAUGAAAUCUAAAGCUGAAGGCCAGGCAAGUGAAAAAAAAAGUCCUCAUUCACUUGCUCAGAGGGAGAAGAUGAAAGAACUCAAGAAAGGAAGGUACAGUAAGUCUAGAGACAGUUCUGAAAAAUGUGUUUUGGAAAAAUGCAAGAGAAUCCAAUUUUUUCAGGAUUAUAAUUCCAACAAGAUACUCGAGCCCCUCGAAUCUAGAAGGAAAAUCAGUUUCAAAAUCCCAGUAAAAUGCCAUGAUACUCAUCAGAAGCUUGUAGAAGAAAAUGUCUUCAGUCUAAACUCUAACAAAUCAAAGGCUAAGCAGAAGAAAAAAGAAUGCCUGGAAAGCUCUCAGGUUUCAUUAAAUUUGACGAGGCACAAAAGUAAACAUUUAUUUUCAGAUUCCACAUAUAAACAGACUGUUCCUGAGUGGAAAGGAAAAUAUCAUGAGCAUCAAGAAAGUAAUGAUUCAAGUUCUGGUGAAACCCUAACUCAGAGUUUUGAAGCACCAAGUUCUUCAGUGUCCCUUGAAAGUAUUCAAGAUACAGAUCAAGAGAUGCAGAUAGUAGAAGAGCUUCAUGCUGCACGUGUGGGAAAAAGUGUGGAUUUACCUGUUGUUCUACCUUCUGGAGAGUUAACGAGUAUGGAGAUUGAUUUGGUGGAAGAUGAUGUACAUUCCUCUGCUGGUAUACCCUAUAUGUCAACUACUGCUUCAGACAAAAAUCUUCUAAUUGUCAUUGACACAAAUAUUCUGAUGAAUCAUCUCAAGUUUGUUAGACUUUUGAAGACAACAGAAAUCCCAGGCUUUGACGGACUUGUGUUAAUAAUUCCCUGGGUUGUUGUGCAAGAGCUAGAUCGUAUGAAGGCAGGAAAGCUACUCAGAUAUGCCCAGAGCAAAGCUAUACUUGCGGUUCAUUUCAUCAAUGACAGUCUCAGAAAUCAAGAUAGAAAGCUAUGGGGUCAGUCAAUACAACUUGCAUCUCAAAAACUUUAUGGAUUGAGUGAUGAGAACAAUGAUGAUCGAGUAUUGAAAUGCUGUCUUCAGUAUCAGGAAUUAUUCCCUUGUUCUCUUGUUAUUCUGUGCACGGAUGAUAAAAAUUUAAGAAACAAAGGCCUAAUAAGUGGUGUGAAGUCACUCAGUAAAGAAGAAUUGAGUGCAGAGUUCUUAAACUUAUCUCUGAACACAGAUGUAUGUCAUCAGCCUUGUAUAUCUAAGCAACAAUUGAAAGCAGAAGCAACAUCUUUGGAAGAGAGCUUUGAGGAAGAAUCUACAAAUUCUGGACUGCCCAUUCUACUUGAAACCAUAAUAUCUGAUCUUGAAAAAUCUCUUGGAACAGCUUUAUCUUCAAUAUUAGAAACAGAAAUGAAAAUUGCUUUUGGAAACCUUUGGAUGGAGAUGCUGUACUUGAAACCACCAUGGACGCUAAUGCAUUUAUUACAGUGCUUUAGGAAACAUUGGUUGGCUGUAUUUGGAUUAAUUAUGGAAAAGAGCUUGCUUUUAACCGUUGAGAGCUUGUAUGAAAACCUCUGUAAAGCUAACAAAACAGUGGAUUUUACAACGGUGAGAUUCUUGCUUCAGGAUUCUCAAAGUCUGUUACAUGCUUUCAGUACAAGAUCAAAUUAUGAUGGUAUCCUUCCCCAAGCCUUUGCUCAAGUAAACAAACUACUGCAAACAUUUACAGAGGUCAAGGCAAAACUUAAUCGAAAUCCUUCUGAAAAUACCAUGGGUAAAAAGCAAGAAGAUACUUCUCCAAUGAAUUCUAAUAACCAAGAAAUCAUUUUCUCAGGUUCUCAACUUUCCCAACCCAACAGGCAUCAAGAAAUCUGGUCUAUCCUAGAGAAUGUUUGGAUUACAAUAUAUCAAAACAGCACAGAUGUGUUUCAAAGAUUGGGCUCGAAUUCAGCUCUGACUUCUUCAAAAAUAGCAUCAUUUGAAGAAGCGUUUAUAUAUCUUCAAAAGUUGAUGGCCGCUGUGAAGGAUAUUCUUGAAGGAAUUCAGAGGAUUUUGGCCCCCAACAGUAAUUACCAAGAUGUUGAGACCCUUUAUAACUUCCUAAUCAAGUAUGAGGUAAAUAAAAAUGUCAGAUUUACUGCCCAGGAACUUUAUGAUUGUGUUUCGCAGACGGAGUAUCGGGAAAAGUUAACCAUUGGAUGCCGCCAGCUGGUGGAGAUGGAAUACACCAUGCAGCAGUGCAAUGCAUCUGUCUACAUGGAGGCCAGAAACAGGGGAUGGUGUGACGACAUGCUCUACGAUAGGCCUAAGUGCUGAUUUGUAACUUCAAAGGAGUUGCAUUUGUUUUCAGGAACCACAGAAUAGCUUCAACCUUUUGAGCCAAACCCAGGAGACUCAUGAGAAAUGUCUCAGAGGUAUAAAAAGGUGAUUGCCUGUUACUGCCGAUCUCAGUGAGGUUCUCUAAAAAGCCUAGUGCAUUGUGGGAUAAGCUGUGGGCUCAGCUCCUCUGAAGCUGACAACACCUGCUACCUCUGCUGCUGAUACUGAGCCAGGAUGUGUAAGGAAAGGAGAGGCGUCUCUUUAGUCGUCUCAGGACAGGAGCCACGGGGGCAUCUGAGGAAGGCACUGCGUUAGCUUCCCUCUCAGCCGUCAAUAUGGUUACCUGACCGGAGACACUUCCAAACUCCAAGAAAGGACUAGGGCGUGACCGACCCUCUCAUCACAUUCCACAAAUGACAUCUUUCCCUGGGCUGUCUUACUAUCAGAAUGUUUUCCACAGAGACCCGGUAACUAUAAUUCACAUCCCUUCCACUGGCGCCAAGGUAUUGAAAGUGGAAUUUUGACUUCAGCUCCAACUUGCCACAACAGCCUCCUUUCUUCCUGAGGCUCGUCACUUUCCAAUGCAUUUCUAACGGGAAAAGCAGGGAGGACCCCUGUGCGGAGUUUCCCCUGAAAUGUGAAGCGGCAUGAGUUUAUGGGAGUAGGUGGCAGUGACCGAUGUUUGCCCCUAGUUAAACCAAGUGGUUAAUUGACUUUAGUUAUACAGCAAGUUGGAAAUCCUUGUUUACCAGAAUAUAUUAUGCUUUUGUUAAUAGAUUAGGUUAAAUCGAAUUUGGUAGUCUAUUAUAAAUGUUCAUUUAUUUUUUAAAAACAAUAAAUUAUUUUUAGUAAGAGAUUGCUUUUCAUUUUACUUCUAAAUUGUAUUUCUGAACUGUGUACAAGGUAUGAUUGUAAGUGACCCUCUCCGAUAAAAGAGAACGUACUUCAGAUGUUCACCAGCGCUCUGGGUACGACCCAUGAGCUUGAGAUGUUGGCGUAGGAAGCCAUAUAUUAACCAGGGAAGGAGAACCUUCUCCCGCGUCUCUGCUCUCUGCCUCUUGUCUUCCCCAGGAGCCAAAACAUCCCCUUCGCACCAGAAGAACUUUGUUCAGGUCUUUCUCUCUUAACUGCUUGGGGUCAUUACUAUUCGGUUUGGGCUCUGCUUUGUUACCUCCCUCCCUUGCUUUUUCCUUCUUAGCUUUUUAAUAUAGGUUAUGCUUUGUAGAAAAUUUAUUUUCACUCCUGUCACCUGUGUACUUCCACAUAGUUCACCUUUAUUCAUGUGGAUUUUGAUUUUGUCUUAGUCUGUAUGUCUUUUAUUUUGUGCAUUCAUCAAUUAUUUCAACAUUUCUUACCUUUCAUUGGUAUGUGAAGAUGUUUUCUUCUAACUUUAUAGUCUUAUUAUUUUGAUUUAGAAACAUUCUUUGAACAUUUUUUUAGUCUCUGUUUCUUUGAAAUGUCAGGGUUUUUUUGUUUUGUUUUGUUUUUUUCUCUCUCCCGUCUUCAUUGC